AUGUGUCGCUGAGGACAAGAAAGAGCAUUUGCAGUGCAGUCGAACAAACUUGGAGCUUGGUGAACACGUCUGAAAGGGCUGUUCGCCACCCUAUUUUCAAUACCCGGACAUCUCGGAAUCGGACCAGCAUGAUGUCCGUUAAGUUUUUCAGCUGUAGGCAUAUUGUCCUUAAAGUUUUCCUCGUGCAGUUUCUUGCUUCCCUGCAAACUUUUGCUGCGCCCUCACCCAUCAUAAAGUUCCCCGGCGAUGAUACUGCUCACACAGACAAAGAAGUGGCUCUGCACUACUUAAAUAAGUUCUAUGGCUGCCCUAAAGACAGGUGUAAUCUAAUGGUGUUGAAGGACACGCUGAAGAAAAUGCAGAAGUUUUUUGCUUUGCCAGAGACAGGGGAGAUUGACCAGAAGACAGUAGAGAUCAUGAAGAAACCACGAUGUGGGGUUCCUGAUGUGGCCAAUUACAAUUUCUUUCACAGGAAGCCCAAGUGGGGACAAAAAAACGUUACCUACAGAAUCUUAGGGCACACCCCAGAUCUGGAUGAAGAUACAAUUGAUGAUGCUUUCUAUCGUGCUUUUAAGGUCUGGAGUGAUGUUACACCUCUGAAAUUCACCAGAAUCAUGGAUGGAGAAGCCGACAUCAUGAUUAACUUUGGCCGAAAUGAACAUGGUGAUGGUUAUCCAUUUGAUGGCAAGGAUGGUCUGCUGGCUCAUGCAUUUGCCCCUGGACCUGGUAUUGGAGGAGACUCUCACUUUGAUGAUGAUGAGCAGUGGACUUUAGGAGAAGGACAAGUGGUAAAGGUGAAGUACGGUAAUGCUGAGGGCGAGUUCUGUAAGUUUCCAUUUUUGUUCAUGGGUAAAGAGUACAACAGCUGCACCUCUCAGGGUCGAGAUGAUGGGUUCCUUUGGUGCUCCACCACAUACAACUUUGAUGAUGAUGGAAAGUACGGCUUCUGUCCCCAUGAGCUCCUGUUCACAUUGGGUGGAAAUGCAGAUGGAGCCCCUUGUAAGUUCCCUUUCACAUUCCAGGGCGACAAAUAUGAUAGCUGCACCACCUCAGGCAGAGAUGAUGGAUACCGCUGGUGUGCAACCACUGAAGAUUAUGACAAGGACAAGACUUACGGAUUCUGUCCUGAGACAGCAAUGUCAACAUCAGGAGGAAAUUCAGAUGGAGCACCCUGUGUCUUCCCCUUCAAAUUCUUGGGUGAUAGUUACGACUCCUGCACCACAUCAGGGCGCAAUGAUGGAAAAAUGUGGUGUGCUGUCACCAAAAGCUUUGACGAUGACCGCAAAUGGGGCUUUUGUCCUGAUCAAGGUUACAGUCUAUUCCUUGUGGCGGCCCAUGAGUUCGGCCAUGCCCUGGGUUUAGAGCAUUCUGAUGACCCCGGAGCUCUCAUGGCUCCUAUCUACACAUUCACCAAAACCUUAAGACUGUCUGAUGAUGAUGUUAAAGGCAUCCAGGAGCUCUAUGGAGAACCAACAGACAAGCCAUUGCCCACUCACACCCCACCAGUCACACCAAUGGAUGUAUGUAAUGAAAACAUCAUAUUUGAUGCUGUAGCCCAGAUCAGAGGAGAGAUCUUCUUCUUUAAGGACAGAUUCCUCUUUAGGACGGCUGAUGUCAGGAAAAAGCCGACAGGCCCCAUGCUGGUUGCCACGUUCUGGAGUGAACUACCGGAGAAAAUUGAUGCAGCUUAUGAAAACCCUCUGGAAGAGAGGACUGUCUUUUUUGCUGGUGAUGAGAUGUGGGUAUAUUCUGCCAGUACCCUGGAAAGAGAAUAUCCCAAGAAAAUCUCCAGCAUGGGUCUUCCUUCAGAUUUACAUGGGAUUGAUGCUGCUUACUCCUUCCACAAGACCAAGAAGACUUACAUAUUUGCUGGGAACAAGUUCUGGAGAUACAAUGAAGCCAAGAAAAAGAUGGAUCCAGGCUUCCCUAAAAUUAUCGCAGAUUCUUGGACUGCUGUUCCCGAUGACCUAGAUGGUGCACUUAGCCUUAAUGGUGAUGGUCACAGCUACUUCUUCAAAGACUCACACUAUCUCAAAAUGGAUGACAGCACUCUGAAAAUUAUCAAAGUCGGCGAGGUCAAAAAGGACUGGCUGCGCUGCUGAACAUCGACAGACCAUUCAGCUCUAUGCCCUUCAACACUCAAUAAAAAUGGCCAGAAAUGACAGCACUCAAAUUUACCAUUCAGCCCCUCUUGGUUAGUCAGAGCCUCUUAGAUUAUAACCCUUUUUUACUAACCAGAGAGGCCUGGUAAGCUUCACUGCCUGGACCCACAGUAAGCAAACAGGACUGUCAUUUUAAAUGUUUUGUUGUAAUGUGCGAUAUUUUUCUUUAUUUUUAAAUAUGAAAGGGUUUAGUGCACUCCUUACUAUAACCUUACAUGUAUAUCAUCAGACUUAAAAAGGCUUCUGACAUUUCUCACGUACAUGUAAAGUGUGUCAGUGAGAUAUAUCUCCUUUUUUUAUUUGCACAGAAUAACUGAAUCCAGGCAGUAUGUAAAAAAGCACAAUGUAAUGUUUUGCUAGUACUGAUAUGAAAAAGAUUAGGGACUUAAUUCAUGUUCUAUUUCGUAGUAAAUACUAUCCAAUAAACAUUCCUGCAUUUAAUAAAAGGGUGCAUUUUAUACAUGACAAAUGUAUACAAACAGAGACCAAACAACUGUCAAAGCAGAUGAUUUUAUGUUUGUUUCUUUCACCUCAUGGUACAGAGAGAUUCAUGGCACGGGCUGCCUGAAGACUGUAUAGGGUUUGUUGCAUGAUGGACUCAUGUCAAGCAAGUAUCAUGAAAAGCUGAUUAUUAAUAAUCAUUUGUACUCUUUUUUUUAUUAUUUCUUUUUGUAGUUUUCUAAUUGACAUGCAAUCUGUUUAUAUUUGUAAUGUUUAUUUUUAUUAUUUUCUAUAUGCUUUGUGCACUUUGUCACUAUGUUUCAAAAUAAAUAAUAAUUAUCCUU
Molecule: messenger RNA, 2947 nt
Organism: Danio rerio (zebrafish)
Lineage: Eukaryota; Metazoa; Chordata; Actinopteri; Cypriniformes; Danionidae
Gene: mmp2
Product: matrix metallopeptidase 2
Biological process (GO): proteolysis
Cellular component (GO): extracellular matrix
Molecular function (GO): zinc ion binding; metalloendopeptidase activity; peptidase activity
Source: RefSeq, marked provisional